AUUUCCAUUCCCCCAACUCCAGAAUUCUCGGCGCAGCAUAAACAAGUCUCUCUCCCUCUCUCUCUCUUUCUACGGAAAAGCUAGGUCCAUUAGGCAAAAACUUCAAUAGUUGAUUUGGUUCUCAGGCAGCCAUCAAUGGCAUUGGCAAGGAUUGCCAGAACCGGUCUACGAAGGACAAGAAUUUCUUCUUCCUCUCCUGCAAGUUUCUUCACACUCUCAGAGCAUUCUCCCGUCACAACAAGCUCCAUUCUAAAUCCACCUCGGACAGCAACUUCUUACUACCAAACAGUGAACCAUGCGAGUUUCUGGAGCAGCAGGGGAUUCAGGGGAACCCCAAAUCACCAGUUUCCGAGUGCAGAGCGGAUUGUGGACGAUCAUUUCGAGCACAAUGAGCCGAAACGCCCUGGCCUAGAGGCGACUAAGCGUGGCGAGAAGCCGAGGGUGGUGGUUCUGGGGACCGGAUGGGCUGCUUGUAGGUUCAUGAAAGGGCUGGACACCAAAAUCUAUGAUAUCGUCUGCAUUUCUCCGAGGAAUCACAUGGUGUUCACUCCUUUGCUGGCUUCGACAUGCGUUGGGACGCUGGAAUUCAGGUCUGUUGCUGAGCCAGUGAAUCGGAUUCAACCUGCGUUGGCUUCGGCGCCUGAUUCGUACUUCUACUUGGCGUCUUGCCUUGGCAUUGACACUGACAAACAUGAGGUGAUCUGCGAAACGGUGACCAAUGGCGGGCUGCCCAAGGAACCACACCAGUUCAAAGUAGCUUAUGACAAGCUUGUGAUAGCUGCUGGAGCCGAGCCACUGACUUUCGGGAUUAAGGGUGUGAAGGAACAUGCAUUCUUCCUCAGAGAAGUUAACCAUGCUCAGGAAAUCAGGAAGAAACUCCUCCUCAACCUCAUGCUCUCUGACAGCCCUGGAGUACCCGAAGAAGAAAAGAAGCGCCUUCUCCACUGCGUUGUGAUUGGCGGAGGCCCUACUGGCGUGGAAUUCAGUGGCGAGCUCAGUGACUUCAUCGGCAAAGAUGUUCGCGAGAGGUUCUCUCAUGUCAAGGAUGACAUCAAAGUCACCCUCAUCGAGGCGAAUGAGAUCCUAUCGUCCUUCGAUGUUGGGCUACGACAGUAUGCAACGAAUCAUUUGACAAAGUCUGGAGUGAGGCUAAUGCGUGGCGUAGUAAAAGAAGUGCACCCGAAGAAGAUUGUUCUGAACGACGGAACCGACGUUCCCUAUGGUCUCCUUGUUUGGUCCACCGGCGUCGGUCCUUCAGAGUUCGUCAAGGAGCUGGACCUCCCCAAGUCCCCUGGCGGAAGAAUCGGAGUGGACGGCUGGCUGCGAGUCCCGUCGGCGCCGGACGUUUUCGCUCUAGGCGACUGCGCCGGCUUCCUCGAGGAAACAGGGAGGCCAGUGCUGCCUGCUCUGGCUCAGGUCGCCGAGAGGCAGGGGAAGUACUUGGUCGGGCUCUUCAACGACCGGAUCGGGAAACAGAACGGCGGCAAGGCGAAUGCCAUGGCGGGGAAAGACGACAUUCCUCUCGGAGAUCCGUUCGUGUACAAGCAUAUGGGAAGCAUGGCGACGGUGGGGAGGUACAAGGCCCUGGUGGAUUUGCGGCAGUCCAAGGACGCCAAAGGGCUGUCCAUGGCUGGGUUCUUGAGCUGGCUGAUUUGGCGCUCUGCUUACCUGACGCGCGUCGUGAGCUGGAGGAACCGGUUCUACGUGGCGGUCAACUGGGCGACGACCUUCGUCUUCGGCAGGGAUAACUCCAGGAUAUGAAAGAGUUUAAUUUUAUGAUCACGAUAAUGAAUGAUUCUUUUUGGGUCUGAUUGAAUCUGUGACAGUUCCAUUACUAUUAUGUUGAAUCGAUUUUUUUUUUUUGGGUCGAGAUUGCAAUGUUCUGAGAAGAAGGGGGGAAGAUGAAAUCAACACACACAAAAAAUCAGAUUGAACCAGAAAUCAAAAUUCAUUUCUCUCUGUACAAAUCCCCUGUUUCCGCCAUCAAAACUUGCAUUAGCCGGAAGGCGAGAAACUACUUUUCUAGAGACGACCCAUCCGAAGCUUUCAAGAAAUUCGUCUUUACAACGGAGAAUCGACGAAGACUCCGGCUCCUGCCCGGCGGCGGAAGGAGAAAAUGGAAGCGAGGGAGUGAGCGAGGCCCGUCACUAUCGCCACCUUCACUUGCCCUCGCUUGGGGAUCGGCCGGCGCGAUAGUCUCCUCCUCGACGAGGAUGCAUUGCUACCGCCGAAAGAACCUGAGCCUGCCAUCUCCGAUUUGCGAGUUUAACUUCGCCGCCGGUGAGGGGAGGAAGAAAGGAAUUGAGAUCGGAGGUGGAUUGAGUUUUCGAUGU
Molecule: messenger RNA, 2333 nt
Organism: Linum tenue
Lineage: Eukaryota; Viridiplantae; Streptophyta; Magnoliopsida; Malpighiales; Linaceae
Source: the annotation of a GenBank genome assembly